Molecule: messenger RNA, 5382 nt
Organism: Scophthalmus maximus (turbot)
Lineage: Eukaryota; Metazoa; Chordata; Actinopteri; Pleuronectiformes; Scophthalmidae
Gene: eya3
Product: EYA transcriptional coactivator and phosphatase 3
Exons: 19
Coding region: 192-2027 (611 amino acids)
Biological process (GO): positive regulation of DNA repair; cell differentiation; multicellular organism development
Cellular component (GO): nucleus
Molecular function (GO): protein tyrosine phosphatase activity
Source: RefSeq, a predicted model, not a curated record
CGCGCACGCGCAGUAGGCCCCAUUCGGGCAACGCUUCCUGCCAAAUAGUGCUCCCUAACAACAGACAAAGCUUGACACUGUGGAUAAGGUUGAAGACGCUAUAAUUUAAAAAAAAGCGUUUCUCGGUCACUCCUUCAAUGGGUCCGGACGGGCUUUCCAGGUAGAGCGAGCGUGAAGCCGAGCGUGCGGACAUGUCGGGUCGCUCUGCUGCAGAGAUGGAUGACUCGCAGGAGCUGCCGGCAAAGAAAGCCAAGCGGGAGAUAGAUGGUGGACUGGAGAAAGAGUCAUGUAAUCUUGGUGACGGUGGGAGUCCAGCUGCUGUUUUAGGUCCAUCAGAGCAGGAAAACUCAUAUUCUGCCCUGUCCACUGCCCAACUUGACCCAGGUGAUCAGGAGCACAUAGACAGAGGGGCAGCAUCUCAAGAGUGUGGCGACUCGAUGAACUCGUACGCACAUUCUGCCACAGACUCAACCGCCACAUCUGAAUAUACACAACAGGUUUAUCAAGGAAGCAACCCUGCAGUGACGUCGUACACAGGCCAGGUGGCGUUCCCUCCUCUGGCCCAGUCCACUGUGUAUUCCGCCUUCCCCCAGACAGGCCAGACCUAUGGCCUCCCACCGUUUGGUGCUAUGUGGCCAGGCAUAAAAACAGAGACAGGGCUGCCUGAGGCACCCUCUGGUGGCCAGCCUGGGUUUCUCAGCUUCAGCACCGCAUAUACCUCAAGCCAGCCAGGCCAGCUGCACUACUCAUACCCCAGCCAAGGCUCAAGUUUUACAACAUCUAGUGUGUACUCCAACAUCCCUUCAGCUACAGCCACGACUACAGCCUCCGCCGCAGUGGCACACCAGGAAUUUAGCAGCUACAACUCUCUGGGCCAGAGUCAGUUCUCUCAGUACUACGCUCUGCCUCCCAGCUAUGUUCCCGCUGGGCUGCCCAGCAGCGACGAACAGGGCGCCGCUGUGGGUGUUGGCGGAUAUUCGGCAGUGAAGUCGGAGGAAGCCGCCUCAGCUGGACUUCCUCCCAGAGAUGCAUCCCCACCAGAGGACCUCCCAGUAGGAGCAGCUCUUCCCACCAGUGUAGCUCUUCCUGCUGGAGCCAGAGAGCAGGAUGAGGUCGGACGCAGAAACUCUGUUGGAAAAGCCAAAGGGAAGGCCAAGAAGUCUGACAACUCCCCGCCAGCUGACACUGACCUUGAGCGUAUUUUUCUGUGGGAUCUGGACGAGACGAUCAUCAUAUUCCAUUCCCUGCUCACCGGCUCCUAUGCGCAGAAGUUUGGCAAGGACCCAGCGACGGUGCUGAACCUGGGCCUCCAGAUGGAGGAGCUGAUCUUUGAGCUGGCAGACACUCACCUCUUCUUCAAUGACCUGGAGGAAUGUGAUCAAGUCCAUGUUGAGGAUGUGGCCUCUGAUGACAAUGGACAGGACCUGAGUAACUACAACUUCUUGGCCGAUGGCUUUAAUGGUCCCAGCGGUGGCGGCGGUGGUGGAGGUGGAGGAGCGACAGGAGCGACGGCAGGAGUCCAAGGAGGGGUGGAGUGGAUGCGCAAACUGGCCUUUCGCUACCGCCGGCUAAAAGAGAUCUACAAUGGCUACAAAGGAAAUGUCGGAAGUCUGUUGAGUCCCAUGAAGAGGGAGCUGCUCGUACGGCUUCAGUCUGAGAUCGAGAAUGUCACCGACGCCUGGCUCAGCACGGCGCUCAAGUCUCUGCUGCUCGUCCAGUCCAGGGGGAAGUGUAUGAAUGUGUUGGUCACCACCACCCAGCUCGUUCCAGCUCUGGCCAAAGUUCUGCUCUACGGCCUGGGAGACGUCUUCCCCAUCGAGAACAUCUACAGCGCUACAAAAAUAGGAAAAGAGAGUUGCUUUGAGAGGAUCAUUUCUCGCUUCGGGAAGAAAGUGACCUACGUGGUGAUCGGUGACGGUCGAGAUGAGGAGUUUGCGGCAAAGCAGCACAACAUGCCCUUCUGGCGGAUCUCUACUCACGGCGACCUCGUUUCCCUGCACCAAGCGCUGGAACUGGACUUCUUGUAAAGGAGCGGCGGCGUUGACUGUCGCACACAAAAGGGAAAACGCCGUCGUCGUCGUCCUGUUGGCUCAUGGAGUGGCACUGCUUGAGAACAUCCUCCACAACCCCAACAAUACACACUCGCCUAUUAAAAAAAAAAUACGCCUACCUGCCCUUGCAGACGACAAGAACUCGCCGCGUGAUGGUAAAAUGUACCGAGAAGGACUUUGGGUCGGAGCGGACUGCGAGCGAUGGACUGGAUGAAGGUUCCACACGUCCAGCGCCUCCCUCCUACGGCAGCUAACCUCACCGCGGCCGAGACUGGCACUGAUUUGGACACGGAAGGGAAGAUAGAUUUUGGUUUUCGACUUUCCUCAUUCUCUAAUUUUCUUUUCAAGUAUCAAAAUCUCCUGCGGAAAAUACUAUCCCGCUCUCUUUCCAUUUCUUUCUGGAUGUAAACAACCAAAGGGCCACUGUUCUUUUAUUGUCAUUCUCUUUGAGAGUAGUUGUAGCUUUCUUAUUUAGACUGUGUAAUUUGAAAGAAUAAUAUCAAAGCGAAUGUUUAAAAAAAACUCACUCUGGGUUUGUUGCGCACUCGUUCGAAAAGAUUCAAAAGCAUCCUUUCUCGGGUCUUGUUUUGCAAAACACUGAGUUAUUGAUAUUCAUCGAGGAUCAAAUGAUGCUGUAGCCGGUCCAAUGUUCAACACAAGGUACGUGACGGGGUUUAAAGAACGAGGAGGGUAACACGAUGAUCUCCUGAUCAAACCACACACACAAGUCGUCAGCUGCCCUGACCUCGUCACUGACCCAGUGUGUGUGCGCGUGUGCGUGCCAGCGACUGUGUGCUGAGAAUCACAUGCUGCUGGAUGAACCGCCGGCCAUGAUUUAUUUGUUCGUUGAAUAUUGUGGGAGGAAAAGGAUCAAUCAGCAGCGCUCUCAAAAUAACAAUCAAUUGGUUUUAGUAUUCUUCAUUUUGUGUGAACAUAAUAUAUCCGUAUAUUGAAAAAAAAAAAACUCUGCUUAAAAUGAAUAAUGUAGUGUAGAUUUGAGGCGCACUGCUCAUAUCUCAAAAAAUAAUAUGUUCCCCUUUUGUUAGCUCAGCUUGCCUGAAAAAUUGCUUUGACACAAACCAUCUCAGCUCUUGAAGUUUGUGGAGACGCGUGGUUUUCACAGGACACAAAACAAUAAUCAUUAAUAUUUCUGGGUUCACACCUCCCGCCGGUCUUUUUGGACUCACUCCGAAGUGUCCUUCAAAUCCCACAAGGAGACAAAACUUUGAUCACAAUCGUUUUUUGUGUGUUAAGAUGAAAGUGGCACAGUGUGUGUUGUAUUUAAUAAUCAACCAAGGCUUGUUGGAGAUCACGUGACUCUGACAUUGUUUGAUGGUGUGAAUGAGGAUCAUGUGACCCUGAUCCAUGUUGUCUCUAUGUUCAGUGUUUUAAAGACGAGGCAGGAAGACGUGAGCACGUAUCUGGACAGAUUUCGAAACUCGUCCGAGCUCUGAUCAUGUUUUUUUUGUUUUUUUUGCUCCCUUUUUUUUGUUUUUGUUUUUUACAUAAAGCUUGUCAUAGAAUAUUAGCUAGUUGUAGAAAUAUAUUUCAAUAAUCUUCUGUGGCUAAAAAAAUCAAAAGGCUUUGUUGAUGCAAUUGUGUGUCAUUUACCAAAAAAAGGAAGUUGCAUCCUUUUGAUUACAAAGACGUUACACGACAGGGUUUUUUCAGGUGACAUUCAAUUGAGCUGUAGUUCAUGCUCAGUUAUUCUAACUUCUUCUCACAUUUUGUGUAAAAGCACCAACAAUUAGUUGGGAAAGAAAUGGUCCGUAACUUUUAUUAUGAUCAUCGAUUUGCCAGAAAUCUGGGGAUCUGGUUCUCGACCGAAGUGUUUGACCUGAAUAUCUUGGACACGUAAACAAUUGAUCAGUUUAUUGAUUAGAAAAAUAACUGGCAGAAUAACCAAAAGUUUCCGCCAUAAAUGCAGAUGUUCAAAUUGACUAUUGUAGAGAACACAGAAAAACUGCAAUUCUUUUUGUUUGAGUAAAAAAUAAAAAAUGAACAAUUUGGUGACUUUGUUUUAAAACGAUUAGUCAAUUAUCUGAAUGCUUGCUGACCCACAACCUUUUUGAGUCACAUUUGAGGGGCAGGAUCUCAAAGACCGUGCAAUACAUGUCUACUUUGCUCGUUAACUGUAUUUCAAAGGGAUUUCUUUUUUUCUUUUUUUUUUCCAUUUGCUUGUUGGAGACGUGCGGUGAAGCCGGAAUCGCCGACUCUCCCGGAUCCGUAUGAGAUUACGACUGAACAAUACUGAGCCUGAAGAAGAUUUAGUAUUUUACACACAUGCAGCUUUGACCGUUAAGAAUGUGUAUUUCUUGUGUUUAAAAAUUGUUUUGCGACUCUUGUGUGACCGUUCAUAUUUAUACCGUGCCUUUAACCGUCAUCCGUACGCAUAAUCUCAAAAAGGGAAAUAUGUACGAUUUUUGUGUUUGAUACAUUUAUCACUGCAUUGUUAUACUCCAAAGUGUUACCCAAUAAUUGUUUGUGAUUUUUUUUUAGUUACUUAGUAAGAUUAUUAUUUUUUUGGAUUGAACUGUCCCGUCUGCACUGUAUUUAAAAGGUCUCCUAGUAAAACAAACUUUGGUGUUGAUUGCUCUUUGUUUUGGAGAAUAGUUUUUUUUUUAUCAUUUUACUUCAAAAUGUAAUUUCUCAACAAUCUCAACUCAUCUGAUUUUUAUUCGAUGUUUGCCUCCUUUUGAAAAGGAGUUUGCUGUGAAGCACUGCAUCGCUUGGAGACAAUCACAACCUUUUUUUUUAAAAUGCAGAUGAGAUCGAGUGGGAGGCGUGCUUGAAAAGGCGUUUGUUCGAUUGUUCAGUGUCGUACUACCUACGAGGGCUCGAGGGUAAAUGUGCUUAUUAUCAAUCCUGAUGCACAUUUGAGAAAAGUGAGACCAUAUGCAAACUUUGCAUCUCUUUCUUUUCCGCAUGUCUCAUCUGUUUUUGAGGCAACAACCUGCAAAAAGAAACAACCAUGCAAUAUUUAAGUGGCUUUAUUUUAAGACGUUUCCUCUUUUUCUUUCUAAUGCCAAAUACUGUUAUUAUCUUUAAAAUGCCGUCUGUUUUUAUUGUCUUUUUUUUUUAUGUAUUUCAUCUCAUUUUCAAGGACCUGAUGUGGAGGCUACAUGGAGUCAUGUAAAGAGCCUGAAUGUGAUCCUGUAAACUGAAAACUUAUCAUCAUAAUUAAUGCUAAUUUAAUUACAGUAAUCACUUUUUUUUACCCCCCCCCCCCCCCCCCCCUCUCAGUACCCAUCUGGGACCUGGACACAGUCCUGUAAGAUUUGCCUGUGAACCUAAGACACUCAGUAUAAUGUAAAUAAAUUUUAAAGUUUCA